Molecule: messenger RNA, 3927 nt
Organism: Gavialis gangeticus (Gharial)
Lineage: Eukaryota; Metazoa; Chordata; Crocodylia; Gavialidae
Gene: FLI1
Product: Fli-1 proto-oncogene, ETS transcription factor
Exons: 10
Coding region: 434-1843 (469 amino acids)
Biological process (GO): cell differentiation; regulation of transcription by RNA polymerase II
Cellular component (GO): nucleus
Molecular function (GO): sequence-specific DNA binding; DNA-binding transcription factor activity, RNA polymerase II-specific
Source: RefSeq, a predicted model, not a curated record
ACAGCACAAGGGAGGGUCUUGGGGUGGCUGUGACAGGCGAGGAUGUCACAUUACAAUGAUUAAUUAGAGGGAGCAGCUGAAAUAUUGAUAAGGGGAAAACGGAAAUCAAAUUAAAAUUAGAGGGGAUAGAGGAGAGGGAAAGAAAAGCACACACUGGAGCUGAGAGCAUUACAGAAGCCCCCUGAGGAUAUGCCUGGUUGAUGCAGACUGUCUGGAUGGGCUGGGGAACUUUAACUCCAGCGCUGCUUUGGAUCUAGCCAGCUUAAUCUCUCCUUUGCCAAACUGCAGCAGCAGGAUUAUCAUACAGAACUGGUGGGGAUUUUGUUUUUGGUCUCACCCUGGAUCUUUACAAACUGCUUUUCCACUGGUUGAGGGGAAAGGGUAUAAAAGGUCAAAUUUAGGACCUUUUAAUCCAUCUAUUAAGCAAAUAAGGAUGUUUCAGACAGUACCAGACACUUCGUCUUACGUCAAGGUAAGACAUGACAGCAUCUUUAAACAGGAGGCUCUGUCGGUGGUGAGUGACGACCAAUCCCUCUUUGACUCCACGUACGGUGCUGCCGCUCACCUCCCCAAGGCGGACAUGACAGCCUCAGGGAACCCUGACUAUGGCCAGCCGCACAAAAUCAACCCUUUACCUCCCCAGCAGGAGUGGAUCAAUCAGCCAGUCCGGGUCAAUGUCAAGAGGGAGUAUGAUCACAUGAAUGGAUCCAGGGAAUCCCCAGUAGAUUGUAGCGUUAACAAAUGCAGCAAGCUGGUGGGCACUGGGACAGAGUCCAACCCGAUGAGUUACAGCACCUACAUGGAUGAAAAGAACGGCCCUCCCCCUAACAUGACCACCAAUGAGAGGAGAGUCAUCGUCCCAGCAGAUCCCACCUUGUGGACCCAGGAACACGUGCGCCAGUGGCUAGAAUGGGCUAUUAAGGAGUAUGGAUUACUGGAGAUAGACACAUCCCUCUUCCAGAACAUGGACGGCAAGGAACUGUGCAAAAUGAACAAGGAGGAUUUCCUCCGAACAACCUCCCAGUACAACACAGAAGUCCUGUUGUCGCACCUCAGUUACCUCAGGGAAAGUAGCUCAUUGCUGGUCUACAACACUCCAGCCCACACAGAGGCAUCCUCUCGACUUACCACCAAAGAAGAGCCUUCCUAUGAUGCAGUCAGGAGAACAGGAUGGGGCAAUAACAUGAACUCCGGCCUCACCAAAAGCCCUCCUGUUGCAGGGACACAAAAUGUGAAUAAGACAGAACAACAACGACCCCAACCAGAUCCCUAUCAAAUUCUGGGACCUACUAGCAGCCGUCUUGCCAACCCAGGGAGUGGGCAGAUCCAGCUGUGGCAAUUUCUCCUUGAGUUGCUGUCAGACAGUUCCAAUGCCAACUGCAUCACGUGGGAAGGGACCAACGGGGAAUUCAAGAUGACUGAUCCCGAUGAGGUGGCUAGGCGCUGGGGAGAACGCAAGAGCAAGCCCAAUAUGAAUUACGACAAGCUGAGCCGAGCCCUCCGAUACUACUAUGACAAGAACAUUAUGACCAAAGUGCAUGGCAAAAGGUAUGCCUACAAAUUUGACUUUCAUGGCAUUGCCCAGGCUCUUCAGCCUCACCCAGCUGAGUCUUCAAUGUACAAGUAUCCAGCAGAUAUCUCCUAUAUGCCCUCUUACCAUGCCCACCAACAGAAGGUGAACUUUGCGCCCCCACACCCUUCCUCUAUGCCUGUCACAUCAUCCACUUUCUUUGGAGCAGCAUCAACUUAUUGGACCUCCCCUACAGGAAGCAUCUACCCAAACCCCAGUGUCCCACGCCAUCCUAACACCCAUGUACCAUCGCACUUGGGCAGCUACUACUAGAUGCUAUCACCAUCAGUGGCCUUGUAUCAAUCUGGUUGGAUGCGCUCUUUACUUCUGGGAUUUUUUUUCUUUGGAGCUUUGAUGAACAUUGUGGCCUUUGUUGCGGGGAAAAAAUGAAACUGGAUAUUGAUUAUUCCUGGAUCAUACAUUGUUUUGUUUUGUUUUUUGUAACUUUGCCUCUUCUGUCUUGAACUGAGAGAUGGACACAUCUUUGGGCCAGUACUCUGCAUUGUGUUUUGGUUACAAGUCUUACAUCCUCUGCAGAAAUUCACUAUGAAGAUUGCUUACCACACCCUGGAAUGAUUAGUAGCAUUUUCCUUUUUUUUACACGAGAAAAAAUCUUUAGCAAUCCAAAGCUCUUAACAAGACAAAGAUCCAGCUGUGGGUCUUAGCAGAAUAAUAUGUUUAUCACAGAUUUAUGACCAAGUGGGGGGGGUUUUCUGGUUUGUGGGGAGGGUAGAAGAUUUGAAUGGUAUGUUGUAAAGACCUGGCAUUGCAGGGGACAGCAACUGGAAUCUUAACUUUAAGGCCAAUGAGGUUUUUCACUCAACUGGAAAUUUUAUAAAAUAUAUAUUCAUAUAUAUAUGUGUGUGUGCGUGUGUGUGUGCGCGUGAAUAUUUUAAGAAGUAAAGGGCAUUGAAGGAACUGUUCUAGGAUGUACAACUUGUGUUGAACUGUGUAUUAAUGCCAGAAACAUAUGAGACAGAACAAAAGAAGAAGCAACCUAGUGUCAGGCACAGACAUUCCUUGCAAGCAAAAAUGAAAUAAAGUCAGUGACAGCAGGUCCUAGGGCUCUGCCAAAGUUUUAGGAAUCGCUAAAUGCUACCGAUUCGCGAACGCUGUGCGUUUGUCAGACCACCAUCCAAAGGGUCAACAGAUCAGAAGGCAACUUACUGUAUAAAUUAUGCAGAGUUAUUUUUUCCCUAUAUUUCGCAGUAUUAAAAGAAAGAUAAAAUAAAACGAGUUGACCUCGGUCACAAAUGCAGGGUUUUUUUUUUACUAUCAGAUCAGUUGUUUGUGUGGGUUUUUUAAUGUAAUUUGUACAUCUUUUCAAUCUGUACAUUUGGGCUGUAGCUUUGUACUUUUUGCUAAAAAAAAAAUAAAAAUCUUAAAAAGAAGACAUGCAUAAUGUAUCUGUUGGGAACAGUGCUCUGAUCCUGUGGCUAGAGACAUGAAGACUGAUCCCUGUGCUACUGUGGAGCACCUCAGACCUCUCUGGGUAUGCCUGGAGCACAGAUAUUGUUCCAGUUUGGAUUGAGUUAACUGUUUGUCAGUUAACUCAAGUUAGCUAAUACUUUCAUCUUAACACUGUCUGAAUGCUAUGAAACAUGACAAUUUUUCCCCAAAAUUUAGAAUUUUUUGGAACUUUCGGAAUGCUUGAUAAGAGAAAAUCAGCACACAAUUUUCACAAACUUAAUUGAGCAAACUUUUGCCAAAUGUUUGCAUCAAAAUUUGAAGCACUUGUAAUUUUUCAACCAUCUCUAAUUUGCAAAUGCUAGGUUAGACAUUCCACAAAUGUUUGCUUCGGGAUAUAAACAAGAGAGUAAACCACAGACAUCUGAGUCUUGAAGCAGAUGGUUAUAGACGACUUAAACUUGCAUUUUCAAACUAUUAGCUAACUUGUAUUAACGUUCAAUCAGGAGGCGCACAAAUAUCUAGUCUUGACAUUCCCUCUGAGGCUCUGUGUGGAUAUAAGAUUUAGUUCGUUUGAUUUCAGGAUCAGAGCCUUAAAACAGAACAUUAUAGUCCGGUCAUAACUUUAAGCAGAAGCACUGAUGCCGUUAUUUAAAAAGGGGGAAAAUAAGAUCAAGAUAAUUGGUUUAGCUUCUCAUAGUGCUUUGGGGGUGUUUAUAGGUAACAUUACUGCAAUAAUCACAAAAAAAAAAAUUAUUAAAAAAAUUACCCAUGGAAAUGGGCCUUUUGCUACUAUAUAUAUGCAAUGUAUUUUUGGAUAUUAAAAUAUAUAUAAUUUUGCAAGUAAUCUUUGUGUUUUCUAAAAUUGUAUUAAGUGUUACGCUGGCAUCUGUUGUAUGAAGAUUGUGUAAAAAAAAUGUGAUGAAAUAAAUGGUGGUUUUCUUCUCUAA